Molecule: messenger RNA, 1852 nt
Organism: Humulus lupulus (European hop)
Lineage: Eukaryota; Viridiplantae; Streptophyta; Magnoliopsida; Rosales; Cannabaceae
Exons: 2
Coding region: 299-1852 (517 amino acids)
Source: RefSeq, a predicted model, not a curated record
UCUACCUGUCCUAGUGAAAUCCCUAAAUUUGUUGACAUUAUGAAAAAUGAGUUUGAAAUGAGUAUGAUUGGAGAUUUAAGUUUCUUUCUAGGAUUACAGAUUCGUCAGUUAGAUAAUGGUAUUUUCCUUUCCCAGAGCAAGUAUGCUCUAAACAUGUUGAAAAAAUUUGGGCUGGACAAUUCUAAACAUGCUAAGACACCCAUAGGUACCUCAACAAAGCUCUCCCGUGAUGGAUCUGGGAAACCUGUUGAUCCAACUCUGUUCCGUAGUAUGAUAGUCCCAAGUUUCUUCAAGUAACAUGGCCGAGGCUCUUCCCGUCUCUUCGUCUGGUCCUCCAGCUCAGUCGUCUGUGUCUCAGCCUCCGUUAGUCUCUUCCUCGCCAGGUAUUCCCUCUUCACCUUCCCUUGCUCCUUCUAGUUCGUUCCGUGGGACUCGGGUAAAGUCUGUUGCCCACAAGAAAAAAUCCUCUCGUCUGUCCGCUCAGGCUCCUAGACGGGUUACUCGCGCCUCCAUUAAUCUUGCUGGGUCUUCCUCUUCACCCCCUCAGCCCACUUCUGACCAUGUACCUUCUCCUCCUCCUCGUAAGAAGUCUAAGGUUUCUAGUGGUCAUCCUUCAGGACUUCCGCAUUCCAAAUCAUCCUCGGCUGGUGGUGAGUCUGAUCCUAACUCUGCCUAUUUUUUUGUCAGUCGUUUUGCUGAAAAGAGGUUUAAAGAUUUUGUGUCAUUUCGUCGUUUGCAUGUUGAAAAUUCUGUUGCGUUAGAAGAUUUCCCUAGGCUUCUUGCACUUCUCGAGUCUCGUCAUUGGGUUAACACUGUCUCUGGUCUUGUCAUGCCUUCCCAAAAUCUGGUCCGGGAAUUUUAUUCUAAUAUUGAAAAAUCUUUGCUUGAUGCUCAACAUCCCAAUCGGUUUACUGUAUUUUGUAGGGGUAAGCGUAUUUCUUUUGCUCCAUCCACUAUUAGGGCUUUACUGAAUAUACCUUUGGUUACUGAUGCUAUCUAUAAUGCUGAGUAUGCUCCUGAUUUAAACCUAGUGGGUCGUGAGUUGACAGGUCAAUCAGAUUUUUGCUGGAAUGAGGUUUCUAUUGAUUUUCCUACUCCAUCUUUAACUAGCUUCUAUUGUGUUUUGCAUAAGGUUGCUCUAACAAAUUGGAUUCCGAAUUCUCAUACUUCUACAGUCACUGCUGAUAUUGGGCGUUUUCUUUAUGCUGUGGCCACUGGUGUUUCCAUAGAUUUGUCUGUGCUUAUCUUUGACAGGGUGUAUCAAGCUUUUCUGACCAAGAGUCGUCGGUUGUUUCUUCCUUAUCCCUGCUUGGUUCACAAGGUUACAUUGGCUUCUCAUCCUAAGUUUACCUCACAAGAUGUUUUCUUACCUCUUCCGGUUCUUGAUAAGUCGUUUCAGCCUCUGUCCUCAAAGCCUGUUCCUCCUCCACAGCCUCUGAAAUAUCCUCUUUUGAAGGGUUUACCUCCUGCCUCUUGGAAAUACAAGUUGUUUGAAAUGCUUUACUCUCAGCAAUCACAGUUAGACAGUCUUCAGAGUUCUUUGCUGCAAUCUCAACAGCGUUCCAAGGCAUUUGAACGCAGAGUUUUGGCUCAAUUGGCUGGUCUUCGACAGGUUGUUCAGACUCUUUCUCCUUCUGUUGUUCAGGGGGUUGGUUCAGUGCCUCAGUCUGCUCAUUCUCCGGCUAAUUCCCAGGGGGAGUUGUCUCCUACUGCAUCUGAUAAGGCUCCGGGUCCUGUCCAGGGGGAGUUUGCUCCUGCUUCUGCUGGUCCUUCUGUCUCUGUUCCUGCUCAAUCCUCGUCUCCUCCGCGAAAGCUUAUGCGUGGCAGACUUCGUCGGUCGGCUCGUUUAUGA